Messenger RNA from Rhopilema esculentum, 1200 nucleotides. Lineage: Eukaryota; Metazoa; Cnidaria; Scyphozoa; Rhizostomeae; Rhizostomatidae. The record is from RefSeq and is a predicted model, not a curated record.
UUAAAUCACUUAUAUUAAAUUCCAUUACAAAGUGAUGAGUUUGACAAUUAGACUUUUUUCAAUAAUUUCCUAUUUCUGUCAACAAGUUUGUUUCCAAUAUGUGAUUCUUUGUCGGUUGUAGAUCGCUGUCCUAUAAUGACACUACCUAGCAAAUGUGCUAAAUGUGGAAUGCAUGGACAAUGGAGGAAGCUUCCUAGCAACCAGAAGUGUAUAUUGGUCAAUUGCCGCGGUUUUAUAUGGAGGGCUGUGGACGGAAGGUAGUGGAUAUACGAUUGGCGAAGAAGACGAACAAAUAUUUAGUUAUUUGUCAAGAACAGGGUCAACAAUAAAGCACAUGCUUCCAGAACACAGGGAUGAUGCCAUAAUUGAAUUUGCCAUGUAUUGGAACAAAAGAAAAGUCGAUAAGAUGGCAGAAUUAUUGCACAGGCGAUUCAAGCGGGUUUGUCAGAAGGAACGCAAAGCAAUUGACGAUAUAAAUUUAAAAUCAUCUGAAGUUGACCAAAGUCGCGCUCCUUUGUGGAAGAAUGAAGCUGUUGCUCUGGCACAAGUUUCACAAAAUGCUCUUGUUGAUGUCAAAAUUUCGCAAAUCGAGGAGCUGAUCCUGCUGGCUAUCCAGCUGAAUUGCCAAAACAAGCUUACACCACCUCAGGGACAGGUGGUGCCGCUUUCAAUGAUUGAAAGGCUUCGGUGUGAUACAUUUCUUCAAGCGCAGCCAGAAUCGGGUGAGAAUACAGUGGAUGGAUUCCAUACAUUGAAUCUGCAGAACAAACAGCUCACGGAAAAACUGUUAGUAAGGGACGAAGAAAUAGAGGCACUCGCCUUGAAGCUUGAGGAAACUUCAAGGGCAAAGGAAAAGAGGAAAUACAGGGAGCAUCAGUUGGCUUCCGAAAAUGAGGAGCUCAAAUAAAAGUGUCAAGGAAAGAGAGGCAAAUGGAAGCUCUCGAACACCGAAUGGCCAUGGUAAAGGAGCAAAAUUCUGCCAUGCAGCUUAGAGAUGCAGAAUGGACAUAUACGAAAAUAAAGUAGUAUGUAGGCAUGCGAUCAACCAUAAUAGUUGACGCUUUCUUGAUUUCUCUCACAGAAGUGACCCUUUAUUACAAGAGACACCCGUCUCUGUUUUAGACAGCAACAACUUUCUCAAUGCUUUGGUAGCUACUGAAAAGUAUGAAAAGGAGGUAUUUUCAGAAACUACUUUGGCUA